Helianthus annuus (common sunflower) is the source of this 1748-nucleotide messenger RNA. Its product is annotated as zinc finger CCCH domain-containing protein 49. Gene Ontology annotation, molecular function: U6 snRNA binding; metal ion binding; pre-mRNA binding. The record is from RefSeq and is a predicted model, not a curated record. NCBI's taxonomy places the organism in Eukaryota, Viridiplantae, Streptophyta, Magnoliopsida, Asterales, Asteraceae. Bases 190 to 1563 code for a protein of 457 amino acids. Gene Ontology annotation, cellular component: Prp19 complex; U2-type catalytic step 2 spliceosome; U2-type catalytic step 1 spliceosome. The transcript has 5 exons.
AUCGAUAUCCGGGGCUCCUGCUCCAUAUAUGCCCAAACCUCCAAUCGGAUCUCCUAUUCAAAUCUAGAAGGUACCAGAACGAACACCUUCGUCCCCAACCCCAAACCCUAACUCGUCAUUUGUGCCACAAAGUUUGCAUUCGUUGAUCCUCAUUAUCUUCUCCUCAACAACAACAAAGAAUCAGAACUUAUGGCGCAUAGGGUGUUAAGAGAUCAUGAAGCGGAUGGUUGGGAACGGUCUGACUUUCCGAUUAUAUGCGAAUCAUGCUUAGGUGACAAUCCGUACAUUCGAAUGACAAAAGAGAACUAUGGUGCGGAGUGUAAGAUCUGCACCAGGCCGUUUACGGUGUUCAUGUGGAGACCAGGUCGUGAUGCAAGAUACAAGAAAACUGAGAUUUGCCAAACUUGUAGCAAGUUGAAGAAUGUUUGUCAAGUGUGUGUUUUGGAUCUUGAGUAUGGGUUACCGGUCCAGGUUCGUGAUACUGCACUUAGUAUCAGCUCACAUGAUUCCAUUCCGAAGAGUGAUGUCAACCGGGAAUACUUCGCAGAGGAACAUGAUCGCAGGGCAAGGGCUGGUCUAGAUUAUGAAUCUUCAUAUGGUAAGGUCCGCCCUAAUGACACGCUUUUGAAGCUUCAAAGAACAACACCAUACUACCAGAGAAACCGAGCACAUAUUUGUAGUUUUUACAUCAGAGGCGAAUGUACAAGAGGUGCUGAAUGCCCGUACAGACAUGAAAUGCCCGUCACUGGAGAGCUAUCUCAGCAGAAUAUCAAAGAUCGUUAUUAUGGAAUUAAUGAUCCGGUGGCAUUGAAACUUUUAAACAAAGCUGGUGAUAUGCCCGCUUUAGAACCACCAGAUGAUGAAAGUAUCAGAACAUUGUAUGUCGGAGGGCUUGAUGCGAGAAUUUCCGAGCAGGAUCUUAGAGACGAGUUUUACUCACACGGUGAAAUCGAGUCGAUAAAGAUGGUGGUCCAAAAGGCUUGUGCGUUUGUUACUUACACGACUAGAGAAGGGGCAGAGAAGGCAGCUGAAGAACUCUCGAAUAAGCUCGUGGUUAAAGGUCUUAGGUUAAAACUGAUGUGGGGCCGACCACAAGUGGCGAAAGAUGGUGAAACGGGUUCGUCGGUUGCUCAUGGCGGUUUAUUGCCUAGGGCCGUUAUAUCGCACCAGCAGUAUCAGGAUGUUCCGCCACCGGGGACCUCGACCAGUCAGGAGCAGCAACCACUGCCACCACACAUGCAGUAUUUUAACAUUCCGCUGCCACCGCCUCAGCAUGAGAGGACGUUUUAUCCGUCUAUGGAUCCUCAGAGGAUGGGAGCGAUGAUCCCAAACCAGGCAGGCGGUGGUUCAGGUGGUUCGGAGCAGCCCCCGCAAGGUGAUUCGGGUCUGCAGUAUUCUGCUUACCCACCACCACCACUGCCACCUCAAGGCGGUGAUCAAUACUAUCAAUACUAUCAACAGUAUUAUGCGCCACCGCCUCCUGAACAAUCAUAUCAACAAUACCCUCCACCAGCUUACCCCUCCACAGUGCCUCCAACGGGACCCACCGAUGAGGAAGUGUAGUAGCAGAAACCGACACCCUUACCCUUCAACGCAGCUGGGUUGUUGUCAUCAUUGAUGCGUUGAGAGAAAAAAAACCGGGUUUUGUUUUUAUUUGUAAAACAGUUGAUGUCAUGUGACUUCUUUUAUUUUGCUUUAACGAAUUGGUUUCUUCUAUCUUUCAUUACAAUGUCUUCUUGUGUGUGUCA